This is a messenger RNA of Aspergillus viridinutans, 2352 nucleotides long. Its product is annotated as protein kinase family protein. NCBI's taxonomy places the organism in Eukaryota, Fungi, Ascomycota, Eurotiomycetes, Eurotiales, Aspergillaceae. The record is from RefSeq and is a predicted model, not a curated record. The coding region runs from base 1 to 2352 and encodes 783 amino acids. The transcript is spliced from 3 exons.
AUGUUCAAUGCGUCUCAUACAGAUACACCCGCACUUGGAGACAAGCUGGACAGGAUUCGGGAGAGUUUCCGAUCAACUUGCUACAGCUUAGAACUUCCUCCCUCUCCUGAUGCGUUGAGUCGGUUGGACAUUGAAGACAUCCAAAACCUGGCACUGGACCUAGUCUCUGUGCUACGAAGCUUGCCAGAUCUGCGAAAGCGACCGUCCGUGAACAGUCGCAGGAACCUAUUGAGCGAUGUCUUAAGACUUAAUUCUGCGAUCAGCACCGACGACUUUGAGAUCGAUCGGCUAAUCCCACUGCUUACUACCGUUGUUAAAGAAGAGUCCGACAAUCGAAUUUGGGACGAAGCCCUUGCCGUCCUUGCCGAAUCCACCCCUCCUCCUAAACCUCCCCCCUUCCUCGACCAAACACCAUUUCUACAUACCACGAGUAGCUUCGUGAAUUCCUCCGAGCAGCGGAAGCACAUAGAUGCCGUUUUAAAGGAGGAGCUCGGGCCAACCUACAUCGGUGUGCAAGGGUUCUAUGAGGCGUAUUUUGGUAGUAUCGAGGGUUUGGAACCAUCCGGUGCUACCUUAUUUCAAAGAUGCCAGGAAGGAAAUAACCCCCUGUUCACUGAAAAUGGGUGGCGAGACUGGCCUACAAGCGCGAAGGAAAGGGACGUCUUAGAUUGGCUGUCUAGUUGGCUCAAACGACUUCGAGACAUGGCCACUGAAGAAGGUUUUCGCCUAACAUCUCCACGUACGGUUUUGGCACAACCUGAUCGAGUGUUGGCGGGAUCCACCGCUGACCGCAAGCUGGACAUUGGUAUUGUUUGCGACCCACAUGCAACAAAUCAAAAACCUCAUUGGUCGCACAUUCUGAUUCUAGGGGAGCUGAAGAGUAACCCUAAAGAAGAUUGUGCCUCGAAGACGUGGCGUGAUCUGGGACGUUAUGCAAGGGAGGUUCUCACUACCCAAGACACUCGCCGGUUUGUCCUGGGCUUUACUCUAUGUGGGUCAAUCAUGCGACUGUGGGAGUUCGACCGCGUGGGAGCCAUUGCAUCAUCUCCUUUCAAUAUCAAUGAAGAUGGUCGUCGGUUUGUUUCAGUCAUGCUAGGGUUUCUGCUGAUGAAUGAUGCACAGUUAGGAUAUGACCCCACCGUCAUGUCCAAUUCGGAUGGAAAAAGAUUCAUUGAUAUAGUACGCAAUGGGCAGUCAGAACGACUUAUUCUGGACAGCCUUAUGAAGCGGGCCCCGUGUGUUGCUGGCCGAGCCACGACUUGCUGGAAAGCCCACCGCGAGGGGGACAAGACGAAUACGCCGCUUGUAAUCAAAGACUCGUGGCAGUAUCCAGAGCGAGAAGAGGAAGGCAAACUUUUGGCUGAAGCAACGGAGAAAGGUGUGGUGAAUGUUGCAAGGUAUUACUAUCAUGAAACGGUGCAAGUAGGUGGAAAGGUCGAUGACAUUUCUUACAAUGUUCGCAAAGGGCUUGAUGUGACCCAGGUGACAAACUACCGAUCGAUAUGUCCUGAGACAUCUGUUAAUUCGCGAGGUGCAUCUGGCAUGGCAAGGAGAGACCGAAGUGCCAGGAGUGUAGCGCGCAAGAGGUCAUCAAGUCGUGCCAGCACCGCACUGCCGCCAAACAAACGCACCUGUUCGAGCUCACCCUCCAAGGAUGAUCAUGGUCCUGCCUUGCAAAAUCGAGUACAUCGUCGUGUCAUAGUUAGCGACUACGGGACGGCUAUCUAUAAAGCGAGAAGCAGGAUUUCCAUGCUUUCUGCAGUCAAGCGUUGCAUACAAGGUUACGAAUCCCUGCAUAAAAAUACAGGACUUCUUCAAGGUGAUAUCUCGACUGGAAACCUUAUUCUCAAUGAGGAGGAAGACAAUCCAUCCUGGCCGGCAUUCCUUAUUGACCUGGAUUUGGCCAUCAAGGAGCGACGUGAGCGGCCUUCUGGAGCCAGAGCAAAGACUGGAACAAGAGCAUUCAUGGCGAUUGGUCUGCUCCUUGGUGAGCGGCACUCCUUCAUGCAUGAUCUGGAAUCUUUUUUUUGGAUUAUUUUCUGGAUUUGCAUCCACUAUGAGGGACCAACUGCGGGCAGAGUCGUGCCGAAAUUUGAGAAAUGGAACUAUGUGGACAUGGAAGAGCUUGCUGAGUUGAAGAAAGGAGCUGUAGCUCACGAAGGUGAUUUUAUCAGCAUGGUGAACGAAUACUUUACCGGCUUUUAUAAGCCUCUAGUUGCUUGGGUGAAUCGUUUGCGAAAGGUGGUCUUCCCAAACGGUGGACGGUGGGAGAAAGAGAGUACAGAGCUAUAUUCGCGGAUAAUAGAUGUCAUUCAGGCAGCAUGUGAAGAUCCCGCGGUUAUAGGUGAAUAG